Botrytis byssoidea is the source of this 2841-nucleotide messenger RNA. RefSeq lists its product as uncharacterized. Lineage: Eukaryota; Fungi; Ascomycota; Leotiomycetes; Helotiales; Sclerotiniaceae. The record is from RefSeq and is a predicted model, not a curated record. Bases 1 to 2841 code for a protein of 946 amino acids. Gene Ontology annotation, molecular function: ATP hydrolysis activity; ATP binding. The transcript has 3 exons.
AUGGACUCUGAGAUAGCCCAAGUCUCGCGUUCUUUGAGGUUGAGCAAACUAGUGAAGCUCAGCAGAGGCAGUAAGAAGAAGGGCUUGACAAAUAUAUCAGGGCAGCACAGACUUGGUGGUAGCACGAACCCCGAGAACGACAAAUCCGAGACAGACGAUGAGGGCAAGAAUGACGAUGACAACGACGAAUACGUUGACGAAGACGACUACGAAGACGAAGACGAAGACGAGGGCGAGGGGACCAGACCGGAUAAAAACGAAGACCAAAGCACAACCGCAGGUAGAGCCAACAAAUACAGAAAACCAGAAUUCAGCAGAGAUUCCGUUAAUAAUCCCUUAAAUCUACACUCUGGAGAUAGAUCUGGGACUUUAGCACCUGAGCAAUCCAAGCUGGAACCCAGGAGCGCAAAUCCGUUAGCUCCUCCGCAGAACUUUGGGAAGACUCGGAUUACGAUAUCUGAUAAUUUGAGCACCGACGACAACAAGAAGAAUCGGCGUCUCUUGGCUCUGAAGCCCAAAUUGCCAAAGCCUGCUUCUACAUCAAACCUCGACAUAUCUGACAAUCAACUCGGAGGCUAUAAUCCUGGCGAGACAGGACCAGAAGGACCAGGAGGUCUGAACCGGCCACUGCACCGAUCACAACCAGAACAAGUCGCGGCAUUCAAUCGAGAACAGUCACUAAGAUUUCAGAAUCAACAAAUGUUCCAGCACCAAAUGGCGCUGCAAAACCAACAGCAAAUGGCUAUGAAUCGUCGGCAAGCUUCCCAUCCGAUGCACAGUACUUUCUCCCAUAUUCAAAAUGAACCUUUGUCCCCCCAAUUGGAUUCCGUUGUCGAUCUGUUCUCAGCCUUGGGGAUCGAUGCUAUCGCGAUGGGCAUUCCUUCAGAAUCUUUAAAUAACGUACAAGCCUUUCGAGAGUAUCUAUUACAGACCAUGCAAGCCAAGGAACCAAACAGGUACCUGAUAUUACAUCUCAUCAAGGGGCAACAAGAGCGUAUGUACUUUGAUCCCCCAGAAUGGGUUAUGGGACAUAAUGAUACGCGAAUUUUGAGGUCGAGGCUACCACUGUUCAACUUGCGGGAUUUUCUUGAAAAAAAUACCGACAUUAGCUUUAUCGUGUUUCGCGACUACAAGGAGAAAGACAUACCAACGAGGAAAGGGAUGGUCGCGCCGGCAGCAACAAAUAACAACAGUGGUAUUACAAAGUCACCAGUACAUGAAGAAGAGAAAAUACUUGCAGUGUCAGAACAUCUCACGGAGGCAAUUAAGUCAAUACUAAAGUCGAAGCCAGAAUAUGCAGAUCUGCUAGUAUGGUUUGAGAAAGGUGGGACAGAGCUCCCGUCGCCAUUUGUCUUCAUCUACCAUUCGCGAGCAGUUAUCGGAGAUUCAAUAGAGGACACCUCUGAUCCCAGCACGGUCCGACAGCUAAAGCUCAUGAUCGAUUACAUCUACAAGAACUAUGGAGAAGAAUAUGACACUGCGGACGCCAUGUUUGAGGAAUCCCGCGUUGCUAUACCAUAUGUCAAGUACCUGUUCAAGCCAGGAGACGUACUGGUGAAAGGCACGGGCUCUGACAUAAAUGGGUAUAUGUUUGUAACUUGGCUGCAUGAUAGCACCUCAAUUACAGCAAGUCUGAAGGAAGAUGGGAAGAACAAACCUAGCUCACAGUAUACCAUGGACGUCCGCUCGUGGUCAUUUGACGGCGCCUUCAACCGUGUCAGCACUCGGCUUACAUUAGAAAUAGACGGAAGUGAAAAGACAGAAUAUGCUAUCAAAGAUUUGAAUAUCAGAUCAAUUGCAUAUGCCAGUGAUGAGGAUAGAAAAAUACUUCAAAGUCGCGGAGAAAUGUUUUGGAAGUGUAGAGAGAGGAAAUUUGUGUCACAUCAGGAGCAAGGCCGCGGCGAUUUACACGGCGCCAGUGAAGAGAGAUAUAUGAUCGACAUGAAGACAUUUCGCGAGCUCCACCCAGAAGAGGAGAAGAAAAAUCAGGCGGCCCAGCCAGAAGAUGAGAAGAAAAAGGCCUCCGAUACUUUGGAUGAAGACGCCAUGGCGCAAGACAGUCCUCCAUAUCCGAUUUUCGUGUACUUACUUCCUCAAAAGAUAAUUGGCUAUAAUAUGCGGCGCAAAAAAUGGGUUGAGCUCCAUGCUGAUUGGUUGUCUGAGGUGGUUUGGGACAAGAAGGCGUUCAAAAAGUUGGUACUUGCGCAGAAGACGAAGGAUUUGAUUGAAGCUUUGAUUGUCAAUCAAAUUGCAGCCGAGAAAUCGACAGAUCUGAUCAGUGGAAAGGGCAAUGGUCUCAUCCUUCUACUACACGGAGGGCCGGGUACUGGCAAGACUUUAACUGCAGAGAGUGUUGCUGAAAUUGCAGAGAAGCCUCUAUAUAGGGUCACUUGUGGAGACAUUGGAUCGGAGCCUGAAGAAGUCGAGCAGUACCUCAACUCAGUGCUAGACUUGGUAAAGUCUGGAACUGCGUCGUUCUGCUCGAUGAAGCCGACGUCUUCCUUGAGGAAAGAACGCUGCGAUAUCUGGACAAUGUUCAUAACGCGGCUCCGAGAGCUUGGAGAGACGCAAGUCGACUUUGCAGACCUGGAAGACCAUCGGUGGGACUUGGCGGACUAUAAGCUCAAUGGACGACAGAUUCGAAAUGCAAUUCAGACAUCGAGGCAAUUUGUGUCUUGGAAGAACGCGAAGGAGAAGACGACGUUGAAUUUUGAGAUUUUGAAACAGAUCAUCGAGAUUUCAGGAGAAUUUGAUGUCUAUAUAAAUAAAUUGAAUAAUGGGAUGUCUCCGGAUCAAUUAGCUGAGGAGGAUGGGCUGAGACUUGCAGAAGCCAGAGAGUGA